This is a messenger RNA of Drosophila willistoni, 3466 nucleotides long. Its product is annotated as RNA exonuclease 1 homolog. The record is from RefSeq and is a predicted model, not a curated record. Bases 310 to 3297 code for a protein of 995 amino acids. The transcript is spliced from 6 exons. Gene Ontology annotation, molecular function: nucleic acid binding; exonuclease activity. NCBI's taxonomy places the organism in Eukaryota, Metazoa, Arthropoda, Insecta, Diptera, Drosophilidae. Gene Ontology annotation, cellular component: nucleus.
UUUGUACAACUAUUUGAAAUUGGAUUUUGUUUUUUAGAAUCAGUUUUCGAUUUAAAAUGCAUGUAAACACACCAAAAAUAUUUCUUAUAUAGAGACAAUUUUUUUUGAAAUUCGUUGGCGUAAAUUUACAUUCCUAUUAUUGGUGAAAGAAAUUAAAAUUACAGUGCAAGCGGAAGCAGCUGAAUAGUUGUUUUCCAGCCCUGGUCAUUUGGCAUUUUGCAAACAUAUGAAAUGGGCGAAAAAAACAAGAACGGACAAAGCCAAAUAUCACGCAAAGAAAUAUAAAUUGAAUAUUAAUAAUUUGUAAACAUGUUGCCAUCGACAGGCUUGUUUAAGGACUUUCUUUGCCCGUACUAUGGCAGCAAAGAAACAUCCGGCGCCGGGGGAGACUCAGCGGUGACCUGUAACCGUCCUUUUUGUCAUUUCAAGCAUGUCCGGACCGAUGUUGAGAGUGUGCCGACGGCAGAACCCGCGUCGGACCUGAAACCAGCUCCUCUGCCAAAAUUAAUGGAACUGCCGCUGCCCGAACUGAAGCUAUUUGCAACGGCAAAGAAAACGAAUCUGGAGUAUCAUCCAGAGAAACCCGGUCUCAAUGCCUCACCAGCCAAAAAAAAACAGGAAGGUAGCGUAGACAACGCCCCCAAAUAUGUGCCCUCACAACCUCAGACGAAUGGUGCCGGUGGCAAUGAGGAGCAACACAAUAUAGAACAAGAAAUAGACGACGAACAAAUUACAAUAGAUAUUGAAAUGCAAAAUGGGGAUCAAGCAGACAUGGAUACCAAAGAGGAGCCCAUGUGUGAGCGGGAGAUGACCAGUGAAAAACAGCCCAGUGAGCAAAAGCGAAAUGAAUCACAUACAGAGGAGAAGAAAGAGGUAAAGGAAACGGCGGAAACCGAAAGAACCCCCACUUCUGGUUCGGCAACAUUGAGUCGCAGUGACAGCAGUCAUAAGCGCGAACAUAAAUCCAGCAGACGCAGCUCUAGCAGUUCCCACAAAGAUAAGAGCAAGGAUAAGGAUAAAGAGAAAGACAACGAUAAGGAGAAACAUCGGCAUAAAUCAAGUUCAAGACAUAGUUCCUCUUCCACCUCACAUAGAAAAUCAACUGAAAAGAGUUCAGGCAGCACCAGUAGCAGCAGCAAGCAUAAGACAAGCUCAUCUUCGUCAACAUCAUCAUCCAAAAGUCAUCAUGUCAGUUCGUCCUCGUCUUCCAGUUCCAAAUCCAAGUCCAAAAGUUCCUCUGCCAAAUCAUCCACAUCAACUAGUGAAAGCACAAAGGCAGUGGAAACCAAAGAGGAAAUCAAGGAAAAGGAUCUGGAAGUCGGGGAUCAGCCGAAUUUUGAUUUUAACUACCAAGCCGACGACACCUCAGAAGCUGAAAUAGCACGCCAAUGCGAGAUGAUUUUUAAUGAACUGGAGAGUCAAUUUGCCCUGAUGCAUAAUUCAGCCGAGAGCAGUGAAUCGACACCUGGAAGCAGUCGCAAGCGAAAAGCACCAACACCCGAUUUGGAUGCCCUAACGGAGGCAGCUACUGCGACUCUUCAGAAACGCCGUGUUGCCCACGAAAAUGCCGACAAAAGCAAAGUGGCACGUGGAUUGCCCGUGUUAGUGCAAAAACCGAAUCACAUUCGGAAUGCUAUGCAAGCAAUUUUUGACAGACGCUCCGAAAUGCGACGACAGGAGAAACUAAGAGCUGACGCUGCCGCCAAUCAACUGCGUGAGGCACAGGAACGAGUACGUGUUGCCCAAGAGGCGUUGGCUAAGGAACAGGACAAGGCAGGACUAACUCCGCUAAUACCGCGCACUGCUCUCACCCCGGGACGUUCAGCUCGCAGCAUAGCCCCAGUUGCCAAUGUUGUGGCCAUUGCGAGGGCUAAAAAGAAAAUCGAAGAGUUGCAGGCUGAAAAAAAGGCAGCAUUUACCUCGGCCAAAUCAUUUAAAGGAGCAACACGUGUCGCCCACAAGCCCACCGCGGCCCUGGACAAAAAUGAACCAUCACAAUCCUCGGCGGAGACGACUGGUCCCGAGAAACCGACAGUGCUGGAACCACAAAGCUCUAAAAUAUCGUACAACAUACGAAUGCAGUAUUAUGAACUGAUGGUAAAACAAUGCACCAUCAUUUAUCCCCAGUUGGUCGACGCCUGGGAAAGAGCUCAGGUGGAGGAGCUGGCUGCGUUUAAGAAAUGUAAUACUGUGGCCAUAUACAAAAAUAGUUGCAUGCUGGCUAUAAACAAGUUGCGUAAAGAAGCCCUCGAGGCUGGCAAUCGACCCAGUGUGGCCAAUAAGACUGUUUCCCAUGAAAUGAUGUUGGGCGGCAAGAGGGCGCUAACAACCUCCUGGAGUGUGGAAAAAAAGGAGAAAUUAAGCUCCAAGGCGGGUGGCAAGCAACCUUUCGACAAUCUAGAAUCUGAUAAGGCCUAUGAAAUGGUCUAUGAUCUACGUCUUACCGAUCAGCAAUUAAUAGACAAUGGCUUUCCGCGACCGGGCUCUAAACCUGGCCUAGCUGUCAUCACCUCCACUCGUCCCAAUCGUCGUCCCAAUGAGACCGAACGUUAUUGUUCUCGUUGUGGGAAAGUCUUCAAUUUGAAUGUGUACGAACGUCAGUGUUCGGACGAAUGUAACUAUCAUCCCAAAAGCACGGGCUAUCGACGUGGUUUCAGUGAUAAUUAUCACCGAUGUUGCCAACAGCCUGCCGGUACACCUGGCUGCUCCUAUGCCAACUAUCAUGUCAGCGACUAUUACGACCCGGAUAAAUUAACGUGCUUUGUGAAAACCAUGAAUCAUCGCCGUCUUGCUGAAUAUGUUCCAAGCAAAAAGGAUAUUUUCGCAUUGGAUUGUGAAAUGUGCUACACAACGCAUGGCAUAGAGCUCACACGUGUCACUGUGGUGGACAUCGAUGGACGCACCGUGUACGAUGCUUUGGUCAAACCGGAUAAUCAGAUCGUGGACUACAAUACUGUCUACUCUGGCAUAACAGAAGCUAUGCUAUCCAAGGAGACACGCACAUUACGCGAUGUCCAGGCCGUUCUCAUGUCCAUGUUCCACUCAAAGACGAUACUGGUGGGUCAUAGUUUGGAGAGCGAUAUGAAGGCAUUAAAGCUCAUACACGAUGUUGUGGUCGAUACAUCAGUUCUAUUUCCCCACAAGAUGGGGCUACCCAAGAAACGUGCCCUUAAAACACUUUGCAUUGAGAAUCUGAAGCGUAUCAUACAGGAAAAUGAAGCUGGUCAUGACAGCGCAGAGGAUGCUGAGGUCUGCAUACAACUCAUUAAAUACUAUCUUAAUAACAAAAUCAGUUGAAAUAAUAAUUGUUCGCUUGAAACAACAUAUCCCCCUUGCCCCUUCUCCCUUAUCACGCACCUCAGAAUAAGCAAUCGAAAAGCUAACGCUUUAACAUGCCUUAUUUUAAAUAUGUAUACAUAAAUAUAUUUAUAAAUAUAUUAAAAAAAUAAGUUCACAAGCCAGAAAA